GUGCAAGCUUUUCUGUAAUAAUCAACGUGGAAACACCUGAUAAUGUAUUGUCUUCGUCAUAUUCUGAUUAAUCGAUUUAUAAGGUAUCAUAUCUAAGUGACAGUUAACCGCGCUAAAUUAUCAAGUUUCGUUGUAUAUCUCAACUUCCUCUGUUUUUUCAAAUUGUAGUAUAUUAAUACUGUUUUUUCUUUUUUUAUAAAGUGAAUACUAAUUUAUCCAAAGUUAGAAACCUUUUAUGUUGUGAUUAUAUUAGUGGAACUAUGGUAAAAAUGCAAGUGUUUUUGAUAAAUGUGGGUUACAUAUUUAAGUGAUGGUUAUUCGUGCCAAAUUAUAAAGCUUCUUCGUGUUUAUCUUCCUGUGUUAUUUUAACUUCCCGCAAUAUUUCAAAUAUUAAUGAGAAAAAGUUGUUUAUUUUUUGUAAGUGAAUAGAUAUAGGAAAAUAUGUGAAAAAUAUGUUUAGUGAUUAUGUUGGUGUUAAAGCUUAACUGUGAUUAAAACCGAAAGUGUUGUGAAUUAACUUUAACGGACUUGGCAGUAAGCCUUCCCACCUUAUCAUUAAAAUAUUGACGAAUAUCAAACAGAUGUCUUUGGUCUAAACAAUUAGAGUGACGAAUUGUACAAAACGAAAUAGCAGUAACGAAAAAUUGUGGCUUUUUCACAUACACAUGAUCACGCAACAACUCAAUUACGGAAAUUAUUUUUAUAAAAAAAAAAUACAAAAUCAACAAGAAAUCAUAAAAAAGUGAACACAGCUCCUGAGUCAUACAUUUUAUUGACUAUAUUGUAAACAUCAAUCGCAUGGCCAGUGCGGACGAGAUUGUAUGUAAUGGGCACGUAAUAACGUUGCCCACGCUAGAGGUUGUCAAAGCUGUUCCCAUCAUGGCGGCGGGCACAAACAUCGAUUGGUUGCUCCAUCUCUACUACGCACGGCGUGAUUUUAUGCGUUGUCGCAUAAUAAUCGAGCGUGAACUGCAUAGGAGCCUCAAUCCGGAAUACAUGUAUUUCGUGAAGGGCUUAAUUGACCGUGAAGAGGGUAACAACAUAGAAGCGUUGCGAAAUUUACAAAAGGCACUCGACUUAAAUUGCAAGAAUAUUGAAACCUACAAGGAGAUUGGCAAAACACUCUUCAUUAUGGGUCGUUUCAAUCAGGCGUUGGAUAUUUUUCGCGAAGCCGAAGAGCUCUCCCCACGUCAGGACCAUGAAAUUUGUCAUUUCAUCGGUGAAUUAUUGCAUCGUUCAGCGGCCGCUGCCAAUCAAUUAACAAUUGCACGUCAGGAGGAAGCCGAGGCGAAAUUGUACUUUGAAAAGGCCGUGCAGGCCGGCAAAAAUUUGGAGAGUUUCCAACGGCUUGCAGAAAUACUGCGCAAAGAAAAGAACUAUACCAGGGCGAUCGAGGUGCUCGAGAACUGUCUGCUUUUAUCACCCGAAAACAUAGAAGUGCUCACCGAGAUCGGUGUGCUUUAUUUGAAAAUCAAUGAUAGCCAAAAGGCUUUCGCGCGCCUCUCUGAAGUUAUCGCCUUGGAUAGGAAGUGUCCGAAAGGUUUAUUGGCUUAUGGUGCCAUAUUGCAGUCCCGCAACGAUGUCGACGGCGCCUUGGAAAAAUAUCAAGAAAUCGCUUUGACAGAACCGGACAUACCAGAAUUGUGGAAUAACAUUGGAUUGUGCUUUUUCAAAAAGAAGCAACAAAAAGUGAUUGCGGCGAUUUCUUCACUGCGCAAGUCCAUCUGGCUUUCACCGCUUAAUUAUAAUGCUCUCUAUAAUUUGAGUUUAGUUUACAUAACUGCACAACAAUACGCAAGUGCCUUUCACACACUCGCCGCGGCCAUCAACUUGCGCAAGGAUAGCGCUGAAUGCUACAUGCUGCUCGGAAUAUGUUUACGUAAGUUAGAGGAUACCGAGAAUGCGUUCAAGGCAUUUCAGCGGUCGAGUGAUAUACAACAACAACAACAACUGGAUGCCGGACGUAAUCCACUUGUACAUUUGAACUUUGCGCUCUUUUGUUACGAGACCGGACGCGUUGCGCUUGCCACGGAACAAUUUACACGCUUCGUUAGCUCCUCGCAGGAUCUCCUCCUACCGACCGAAUAUAAAUUCCAUGCGACUAAAUUGAAAUCGCUUCUCAAAAUUCCAACAAGUAACAUUUUGACAUCAACACCAACGGGACCUGCGAGUGAUGCCAAUGCUGAAAACGACGGCCAACAUAUUGGCAUCAGCAACAGCAACGACAGCAGCGGCGGCGGUAUGAGCAACACUAGCAUAGAUGACAUCUAUGGAAUUUAUGGUGUGAAACGUCAAGCAACCGGGAGUAAGCAGGAAUUGCACAACACUAAGGCGAGAGCACUGGCAACAGCUGCGCUGGCGGCUGCGACCACUACGUCAUCCGCAGAAAUGCCGCUUGAGGUGAACGCUGUGGUCAAUGCCUGACAUGAGCAUGAGUGACGCGUUGGCCGCAGCGAACUGCUACCACAACAAUCACCAAACAAAGUAUAUCCUAACACUAGCAGCCACAUUUAUAACAAAAGCAAUAGUACGAAUGUCAACGACAGUGAGCAGUUUGAGCGGAGCACGCGAAGCAAUUGUGGUGAGGAUGCUGACAAUGAUGGCGCAGACAAUGCGGUGACACGUUGUGAUGAAAGUAAAAAGACCACAAUCUUGACCCAGAGCAAUAGCGAUGACAGUGUGGACAGCUGGUAUCGGCAUUGUGGCUGUUUGCCGCGCACAACUUGGCCAACAUGAGUAAGACGACUUCAGUGGAUGCGAUACUUCUAGGAAUGCUGCAAACCACAUAAAAUAAAAAUUAUACAGAAAACAGGAACUUUGUGUAAUAAAAGGAAUAAAAUAUAUAACAACAUACAUAAAUAAAGGAUAGACACUAGUGGUCAGUUAAAA
Messenger RNA from Bactrocera oleae (olive fruit fly), 2889 nucleotides. Lineage: Eukaryota; Metazoa; Arthropoda; Insecta; Diptera; Tephritidae. The record is from RefSeq and is a predicted model, not a curated record.